Messenger RNA from Polyodon spathula (Mississippi paddlefish), 2113 nucleotides. RefSeq lists its product as uncharacterized. Gene Ontology annotation, molecular function: single-stranded RNA binding; double-stranded RNA binding; zinc ion binding. The record is from RefSeq and is a predicted model, not a curated record. Gene Ontology annotation, cellular component: precatalytic spliceosome. Bases 288 to 1562 code for a protein of 424 amino acids. The transcript has 16 exons. Lineage: Eukaryota; Metazoa; Chordata; Actinopteri; Acipenseriformes; Polyodontidae.
UCAGUUUCCGUUUCGGAGGGAGAACAACGAGAUAGACAGAGAGAUAGUUGAAUAGAACAAACUGUGGUUUAUCUGUUUACACCUGAACAUUUGUAUGCAACGAGAGUUGAAUUUCUCCGUUUUAUUUUGUUUUAGAAGAAAAAUAAAGAAAUAAACGCGUUUACAGAAUUGCAGUGUUCCAUUCUUGUUUUGUUUGGUGAAUCUUGUUUCGACAACUCCCUGGUUUGGAAAUAGGAUUUGCUGGAUAUUUUUUAUAAAGAAAGGAUAGUUUCGUGUCAGAGGUAAAGAUGGGGGACCUUUAUGACCCCGAGCAUCCAACAGAAUCCAAAAUGGAUAAUGGCAGUGAACCCCCACAGUUACAUUUUUGUGAAACUUGCAAGGUGACAUGUACAAGCAGUGCUGAUUUAAAGCAUCAUAAGGCAGGACGGAAACACAAAUUGUUGCUGUCAAGACAUCUUAAGAAAAUGAAACCCCUGAAGGCAGGCUUCCUGAGGCGGAAGACUGGUGAAUUUCCCCACCACACCCCCAACUCCCCUUUGCAAAAUUUAAAUACCCUGGAGAAGUUUCUUCAAAUUAGGCAUCCGCAAGAGCCUGUUAUUGGUCUGCAGCAUGUGCUUGAGUUCCGUAACCCCAAUAAUGCGUUCCCCCCACAUUACUUCUGCAGGCUGUGUAAAGUCAAGGGAAGCAUGAACGUCCUUGUUGAUCACAUCAUUAGUAUGAACCAUCGCAGCAAAUAUCUGAAAAGUAAACCUGAUGGUAUAAUCCCUAAGGAUGAUUUGGGAGAUGUAAAACUGAACAAGAAACUACAAGUGAAGGCAAAGCUUCUUGAGCAGUUGGAAGGAAGGGGAGUAAUUAAGGUGGUAAUGUCAAAUCGAGGUCCACCUUUUAACAAUUCAAACACUGAAUCAGGUGAGAGAUUUCCUCAUGGUGGCCCAGGUAGAUUGCACCCCAGUGAUUUUCCCCCUGGAAUGCACCCCAGUGAUUUUCCUCCUGGAAUGCCCCAUGGAGAUUUUUCUGCUGGUAUGCCCCGAGAUGAUAUUCCUGGAAUGCACCCUGAUGCUUUUCCAAGGAGAAGGGUCCCGGAUUGCCCUGGAAGAUAUCCUGAUGAAUUUCCUAGUGGAAGUUUCCGUGAAGGCAGCCCUCUUAGAGAGGAGAGGAAGAGACUGGAAAUGAGCGACUUUGAAGUGGGAGUAAGAAGUGAAUUUGAAACAGUCAUCAGAAGACAAGAAAUUGAUCAAAUGGUUCCAAUGGUUGGUAACCAAAUCUACAAGAGAACUCCUGAAGGGAGCUCCAUAAGUUCUCCAGUCUUUGAAAUUCUGGAAAACUUCCGUAUAGAAACUGAGGGCGAUGCACAGAUGAUUCUGAAGAUCACACAGAAGCUGACUGACAUACUGAUGGAGUAUCGGCUGAGAAGUUUUGCAUCACCUAAAAGCAAUGAACAGCCCUCUGGUCCUCAGGAGUAUCCUCCGAUGAGACUGUCUGGGAGAGAGGGCUACCAGGGUCCAUCCAGAUAUCCUGAUGAAUUCUCACCUGCUUCCAGGAACAUGUUAGGGAGGAGAUGAAAAUGAGUCCUUGUUCUGAACGGAGAGAAUCAGCAAUGCCCUGUUCUACUGCAGUGAAGCUCUUUUCCCAAGAAUUCACUUGGAUUUGAGUUAUUCCAAGUAAAGGCAACGAAGAAGUGAAUACCAGGGAAUGAAGUCUGACACUUUGUUUUUUUUUUAAACAACGUUUAUUGUAUUUUGUUUAAAAUAGCACCCGGGUACUUAUUUUCUCAAUGUUCCCGUGACCUGGGUAGUUAUUGGGAUAAGGGUACCUAUUAGAGAGGAUGCAGCACCACUUGGGUUAUUUAUCUGUAUAUCUCUCUGAACUGGAGAGGAGGCGUAUAGUGGGACACUGUGGCCCCUGAGGAAAGAAUUAUAGUUACCGACGGGGCUAUAAUGCCUGAAGCCACAGGCUGAGGGCAUUGUCCCCUGGAGGUAACUAUAGUUCUUCCCUAGGGGCCUUUAGUUUCCCACUAUGAGCCGAGGUCUGCGGUCUAUAUUUGUUUUAUGUAUCAGUCAACAAAGCAUUGUUUUUCAAGUCCAUAGCUCAUUAUUAAAGUUUUUUUGUCAUA